UAAAAUCACAAGACUCACGACUGUGCAAAACAUCUAAACAUACAUACCUAGAUACCUGUUUAGUAGUACUCUUGUUGUUAAAAUAUAAAAGUUAUUUUCAGAACGAACGCGCGACCAACCGAACCUGGUCGCAUCUGCAAAACUUUUUAGUAACGUAUUCUAGUCGAAAUGCGACUGCAGUGGGUACUUUUGACAUGCCUGCUGAUAUCGGUGCCGUUUUUGGCCGCCGAAAAAGACGAGUUUGCCGAAUUCGAAGACUUCGAAGAGGAGUUUGAGACAGGGGCUGCCGCAGCUGCUUCAGAGGAAGACGACGGCGAUUCGAUCGAGGAUGUCGAGGUUGAGGUUGAAGACGAAGAAGAAGAAGAGCCUGCCUUAGAGGACAUCGAACUCGCGCACGACGAAGAGGAAUUUGAAGGAUGGGAUGCCAAGGAACCUGUGGUGGGCAACAACAAAGAGGUUCCUCGCCUUACCAUUACCAAAGUGCCAAUGCACCUUCGCACCAAUUGGGAUUCGUAUUUCCUGGAGAUGCUUAUGCUUGCUGGGUUGGCCGUCUAUUUCCUUAACUUUGUGGUCGGAAGGUCGAAAAACCAGAGACUGGCCAACGCCUGGUUUUCGGCUCACAAAACUCUUUUGGAAGAAAACUUUAGUCUUGUGGGUGAUGAUGGCAGCAAAGAUGUUGAUCCAAACGCUGGCUUGAUUAAAGAGUCUGAAAACGUUUUCACUUUGUGGUGCAGUGGCCGUUCCUGCUGCGAAGGUAUGCUGGUCGAACUCAAACUGCUCAAGAGGCAAGACCUGGUGGCAGUGAUCAGCCAAAUCGUUCGGCCCAUCACCGACCAGAUUCAAAUUCGCGUAAACUUGACUGAAAUGGACAGUUUUGUCUUUUGCGUCGCUGCAAAGAAGACUGCCCAGCGCCUCGUUAAAGACAUGGCCGAUAUCAGCGUUUUCUGUCCUGAGAGGAGGGCACUGGAAAAAAUGGGAGUGUCUCAGGUCUUCAGCUUGAUGAACGAAAUCGGCGAGGUGUCUGCUGCGCUCAUCGACAGGCGGAUGAUUGAUGCUCUCAAUAAGUACAGUGAUUUGAUCGACUGCAUUCAUGUAUCUGACCAGUUCACUGGACAAAAACAACCUCAGGAAGAAACUGGAACUGCUACAAAACUACCCGAACCUGCCAAGGUGUUGAUCUGUACCUUCAACCUGCCAACAAAGCAGAGGACUCCUCAAGAAGCUGCCGAUACUGCGCGCCCUCUGAUGCAACUAGUGUUCUACCUGCUGGAACGCGUGAGGCGCUUUAGGCUGGGCAAGGAAGCCAAGGCCAAAGCCAUCAACAACAGGCAGAAGGCUCAAGAAGCUUUCUUGAAAUCUACCCAUGCUGCAAGGGCUGAAGCUGCUGCUGCCCGCAGAGAGGAAAAGAGACGCCAGGAGAAAGAGCGUAUCAUGGCUGAGGAUGACCCUGAGAAGCAGCGCCGCUGGGAAGAGAAGGAGAACAAGCGACAGAUGAAGAAAAAGGGUCCCAGGAUGAAGCAGUUGAAAGUGAAGGCCAUCUGAGUCAGUAUAUCGACUUUCUCUUGUUUUUCUUUACUCAGUACAGCCAUGUAAGUGAGGGAAUUUUUGAAUCAAUCCAGAAAUUGCGUGAGGGAGAUCUGAACCUCCAGUAUUAAAAGAAUAAAUAAUCCAAUUUGGCUUUCAUUGUGUAACCAACCUAUAAAUUGCGUCAUCAAUUUGUUUAGCUAAUAUUUAUCAAAUACAUAUUGGGUAGCAAAUUUGAUUUUUUAUAAUUCUUUCACUGUGCCAAAAGCAUUAAGGUAGUAAUGAUCUUAACUCUGUGUUAUUUGGGCAGUUUUUUUAGUUCUUUUAAUACAUAAUUUUCAAUUUCAUACUCGGCCCUUGCGCUAUGUAAACAGAUAUAAAAAUAUAAUUGAUUCAACACAACCAAACAAAAUAAUAUAGACAAUUUAUGGCAGUAACUAUUAAUACACCAAUCAUAUAUAAAAUAUCCUUUUGUAUAUAAAAGUAUAUCAACCAGACAUAAAACCAAUCCAAAUUCAUUCAAUGCAUUGUAAUUAAAAAGGAGGUAAUAAAUUAUUGUGAGAUCAGUUUA
This is a messenger RNA of Cloeon dipterum, 2095 nucleotides long. RefSeq names its product PAT complex subunit CCDC47. The transcript has 4 exons. Gene Ontology annotation, biological process: endoplasmic reticulum calcium ion homeostasis. Gene Ontology annotation, cellular component: endoplasmic reticulum. Lineage: Eukaryota; Metazoa; Arthropoda; Insecta; Ephemeroptera; Baetidae. The coding region runs from base 169 to 1542 and encodes 457 amino acids. Gene Ontology annotation, molecular function: calcium ion binding. The record is from RefSeq and is a predicted model, not a curated record.